AACAAGGGGAGAGAGAGAGAGAGAGCAGAAGGCCCUCUUUAAAGCCGGCUAAACAAACAAAUCCGGAGCAUCCAAUCCAAACCAAGCAGGACUCCAACUCAGAGCCAGAGAAAACGCUCGACAGUCGACAUGGCCUCCACAGCCCUUUGAACUUUCAACGCUCUCUUCCCCCAAAUCCGAUUCCAAAUUCCCAAACCCUAACCUAUACAUACACAUAUAUUGUAUCUGGAGCGGUUAUGGCGGCGACGAUCGAAGGGCAGGACAGAGUGAUGGCCACGGCGCAGCAGAUCGUGAAGAGUCUCAACACGUCCAAGGACGCGACGCAGGAUAUGAUACUGAUCUUCUCCAGCUUCGACAAUCGGUUGUCUAAUAUCAGCAGUUUGAUGUCGAAUCCUGACGGUGCCGGCGACGGCGAGGGGGAUUCUCGGUUCGAUUGCGCUGAAAAGGUGAUUCUUCGGUGGGACGCGGAGUCCGAGCCGUCGCGGCACUGGGAGGACUCUCCGGACGACGCGGCGGAGUACCUGGCAGCCGUCGACGAGAUCCUCCAUUUGACCGAGGGCCUCACGAUCCAGAACGAGAGUGAAGUAGUGGAUCGAGCUGAGAGCGCGCUCCAGCUGGCGAUGUCGAGGCUGGAGGACGAGUUUCGGCAUAUUUUGAUACGGAGCACGGUGCCGCUUGACGCUGAGAGGCUCUACGGUUCCAUACGGAGGGUUUCCCUCUCGUUCCCGACGAAUGAUGUCGAAAUUGGGGAUUUCGAGAGUUUUGCCGAGGACGAUCAGGUGAGUUGCUAUCACGAGAGAGGUGCGAGCUUGGCGGAUGAUGUGUGCGUGGACAUGGUUCAUCCUCAUGCUGUGGUGGAGCUGAAGGAGAUUGCUGAUCGGAUGAUUAGGUCUGGUUAUGAAAAGGAGUGUUGCCAAAUUUACAGCUGUGUCCGCCGGGAUGUGCUCGACGAGUGUUUGUCCAUUCUGGGGCUUGAGAAGCUCAGUAUCGAGGAAGUUCAGAAGAUUGAUUGGAGGUUAUUGGAUGAGAAAAUGAAGAGGUGGAUUCAGGCUGUUAAGAUUGUGGUUAAAGUGCUUUUGCCUGGUGAGAAGCGGCUUUGCGAACAGAUAUUUGAUGCCUCUGAAUUAAUAAAAGAGGUCUGCUUCAUCGAGACUGCCAAGGGAUGCGUGAUGCAGCUGUUGAACUUUGGCGAGGCAGUUGCAAUUGGAAAGAGGUCGUCUGAGAAGUUGUUUAGGAUACUUGAUAUGUAUGAUGUACUGGUGGAUGUUGUGCCGGACCUGCAAACAUUGUUUAGUGAUGAAUCUGGGGAACUAGUGUGCACUGAGGCCCAGGGCGUGCUUAAUGGACUGGGGGAGGCAGCUAUUGGCACAUUGGUGGAGUUUGAAUAUGCCGUUCAGGGUGAAGCAUCUAAGAAAGCAAUCCAAGGUGGUGAGAUUCACCCACUGACACGGUAUGUGAUGAAUUAUGUGAAAUUGCUAGUGGAUUACAGUGCUUCCCUGAAUUCUCUUUUGGAGAACUGUGCAGAUGAAUCAGUUCAUUUGCAAAGGGAUGAAUACGAUAGUGUGCAGUUUGGAGACAUGUCUCCAAUUGCAGGCCGUUUACUUUUGUUGAUGGAGUCUCUGGAAUUGAACCUAGAGGAGAAGUCAAGAAUGUAUGAGGACAGCGCAAUGCAAUAUGUAUUCUUGAUGAAUAAUACACUUUACAUAGUUCAGAAGGUGAAAGAUUCCGAUCUUGGAAAACUUUUGGGAGAUAAUUGGGUUCGCAAGCGCCGUGGUCAGGUUCGACAACAUGCGAGGAGCUAUCUCAGAGCCUCAUGGAGCAAAUCUCUAUCGUGUUUGAAAGAUGAAGGAAUUGGUGCUAACUUGAGUAAUGCUGCCAAGGUGGCUUUAAAGGAAAGGUUUAAGAACUUUAAUUCCUGUUUUGAAGAAAUUUAUAGGAUCCAGACAGCUUGGAAGGUCCCAGAUGCUCAACUUCGUGAGGAACUUAGAAUAUCCAUAUCAGAGAAUGUAAUUCCAGCAUAUCGGGCAUUCUUGGGAAGGUUCCGGAAUCACCUAGAGAGCGGACGGAAUGCUGGGAAAUACAUAAAAUACACAGCAGAAGAUUUAGAGAGCUAUUUAUUGGAUCUAUUUGAAGGGACACCAGGAGUUCUGAACCACAUGAGAAGAAAAAGUUCAUAGGACAGAGCUUUUUUUAUUCAAGGAGCACUCUUUUGUGGAAUCGGAACAAAAGGGAUUUGUAGAGAUAUUUAAGAAGAAGCUUGAGAAGAAGAAGAAGAAGCAAAACUGGGAGAAAGAUGAAGCAAAGCCAGGAGUGAAACUGAGAAGAGAGAGAAUACGCAGAGCGGAAAUCAAAGCAAUUAUAUUCGAUAAUCAAAAGCAUGAAUAAAGGAAUAAAUAGGGUUCGAUAAAAUGAUUAUGAAUCCAAAUCCUAAUCAAAAUAAAAAAAUAGAAUUGCCUAUAUUUAAUCUAAAUAUGAUUUCUAAAAUUUUUAAAAAAUAGAUUUUAUCACAAUAUGCCUAUAUUUAUCCCUAUCAGUCUCUUGUGGA
Diospyros lotus (date-plum) is the source of this 2545-nucleotide messenger RNA. RefSeq names its product exocyst complex component EXO70B1. The record is from RefSeq and is a predicted model, not a curated record. Gene Ontology annotation, molecular function: phosphatidylinositol-4,5-bisphosphate binding. Gene Ontology annotation, cellular component: exocyst. Gene Ontology annotation, biological process: exocytosis. NCBI's taxonomy places the organism in Eukaryota, Viridiplantae, Streptophyta, Magnoliopsida, Ericales, Ebenaceae. Bases 237 to 2177 code for a protein of 646 amino acids. The transcript has 2 exons.